UUCAGUCCGGCAGACAUCAACAAGAGAGCGGGGUCCAUGUUCGCCAUAUAGUCCCAUUUCAACCCAAGCCUUUUUUUUUUGGAACAACUUUACGCAAACUCGCAGCAAGAUGUUUGGCUUUCACAAGCCCAAAAUGUACCGGAGUCUGGACGGCUGCUGCAUCUGCCGAGCAAAGUCCUCCAGCUCUCGCUUCACCGACAGCAAGCGCUACGAGAAAGACUUCAGGAGCUGCUUUGGACUGAGUGAAACACGAUCCGGGGAAAUCUGCAACGCUUGCGUGCUCCUGGUGAAGAGAUGGAAGAAGCUACCUGUGGGAACCAAAAAGAACUGGAACCACGUGGUGGAUGCUCGAGGAGGUCCGAGUCUGAAGUUGACCUCCAGGCCCAAGAAGAUGAAGUCCAUGGCCAAGAAAGCACGCCCGAGUCAGAUCAGCAGGCUGCAGAAAGAACUCAAAAGAAACAACUCCGACGCCCACAGCACCACGUCCAGCACCUCCCCCGCUCAGUCCCCCAGCUACAGCAACCUGUCUGACGACGGCUCCGACACGGAGCUCAGUCGGGGCUCCGGACGCUCGCCCGUUUUCUCCUUCCUGGACCUCACCUACUGGAGAAGACAGCGAGUGUGUUGUGGAAUCAUCUACAAGGGUCGCUUCGGGGAGGUGCUCAUCCACCCGCACCUCUUCAAACCCUGCAAGAAGCAGCAGCAGGACAGGACGAAGAAGAGGAGGAGGAGGAGGAGGAGGAGGCGGAGGCCGACCCCACCCAGGUGGCCGUCAGUCGGAUGUCGCCCCCGCCCGACCAGCCGGCCAAGGAGUCGCCCGCCUGCGGCCAGAGCGCUGCCACCAUGUCCGACAAAGUCUGGUAAUCAUCUCGGAAGAAGAAGAAAGGUUGCUCCUUUUCCAAGAAGCACUUACACGAAGGAGUCGCCUUCUUCCACCACCAGCAGCAGCAAGCAGCUGAACAUCACAACCAUGCUGGAGGUUUAGUACGUCUUUGACUCUCACUCUUCCACUUCUUUCCUGUCUUUACAUGCACCUUUUACUUUGAAGUCCACAAUGCAAUACAUCCCACUUCUUCCUGGGGACGCUGCUAGCUUUUAAGUUGCGUACAAACCAGCUCCUCCUGGAGAAGAAUCUGCAGUGGAUUUAGAAGGUGAACAAAUAGCAUUACUCCGCACGCUAAUAUUACAUCAAAUCAACACAUUUGAUCAAAUCUGCACAUAUUUUCCAAUUGGAUUUAGGUCUGGGCUCUGGUAUUUGGACAUACAGUACAGGCCACCUUCUCAUUCAAUGUGUUUUCUUUAUUUCCAGGACUAUUUACAUUGUAGAUUGUCACAACAAAACUAUGAAUGAACACAUGAAAAAGGUGAAAUAACUGAAAACACGUUUUAUAUUCUAGUUUCUUCAAAAUAGCCACCCUUUGCUCUGCUUUGCGCACUCUUGGCAUUCUCUCCGUGGGCUUCAAGCACACCUGUGAAGUGAAAACCCCCAUUUCAGGCGACUACCUCUUGAAGCUCGUGGAGAGAAUGCCAAGAGUGUGCAUAUGCCAAUUUUGCAUGCAGGGGGCAAGAUAUACACCACGUUUUCUUGGCACGUCUCUUUUAUUUUGAAAAGACUGGUGCAGGGUCAUUUUAACCGUGCCAGCUUCACCUUCUACAGCCACUGUAAAAAUCCAGUUGGGCUUUUGCAACCCGUUGGCGACUCAACGUGCUUCAACACGGGCGUCUUCACACACACACACACACACACACACACACACACACACACACACACACACACACACACACACACACACACGCGCACACACACACACACACAUAUUUUUUUGUAUUUCUUACCUUCUUGAGACCUGAGAAUAAUGCCUCCCCCUAUAGGCCCACUUUUUCUAGAUAUAUAAAGAUGUGUAUUUACAACAUUAAUAAUAUAUACAUACUAUGCAAAUAUAAAAAAGCUUGUUGUGAAAAAUGAGUUGGAAUUUCACAAGAAAAAGGUCACAAUUUCACAAGGAAAACGUAGAAUGUUGGCAGUAUUAUAGUAAAAGUCGUCAUUUUACUCAACGCAAGUCAACAUUUUGCAGGAAAAACUGAACAUUUGUGCAAUAUUAUGAUAAAAGUUGGAGUUUUACUCAAAGAAAAGCUUAAAAUGUUGGCAAUUUUAUGAAAAGAGUCGUAAUUUUACUCGACAAAAGUCAAAAAAUUUUAAGAGAACUUUAACAAUUUGGCAAUAUUAUAAUAAUAAUCAUCGUUUUACUCAAAAAAAUUCACUAUUUUACAAGAAAACCAAAAAAAAUUGGCAAUGUUGUGAUAAAAGUCAGAAUUUUGUAUGACAAAUGUCACCAUUUUGCAUUAAAAAGUAAUCAUUUUACAUAAAAAAGUCAUAAUUUUAUGAAAAGAGUCGAACUUUUACUCGAUAAAAGUCGCAAUUUUUUAAGAAAACUUUAACAAUUUGGCAAUAUUAUAAUAAUAAUCGGAAUUUUACUUGGCAAAAUGAUGACAAAAGUCAUAAUUUUACUCAAAAAAUUUCACUAUUUUACAAGAACAACAAAAAAAUUGGCAAUAUUGUGAUAAAAGUCAGAAUUUUGUAUGACAAAUGUCACCAUUUUGCAUUAAAAGUCAUAAUUUUACAUAAAAAAAGUCAUAAUUUUGGGCAAUUUUAUGAAAACAGUCGAAAUUUUACUCGACCAAAGUCACAAUUUUAUAAGAAAACUUUAAAAUGUUGGUAAUAUAACAAUAAUCGGAAUUUUACUUGGCAAAAUGAUGACAAAAGUCAUAAUUUUACUCAAAAAAUGUCACUAUUUUACAAGAACAAAAAAAAAAAAGAGCAAUAUUGUGAUAAAGUCAGAAUUUUGUAUGACAAAUGUCACCAUUUUGCAUUAAAAAGUUAUAAUUUUACAUAAAAAAGUCAUAAUUUUGGGCAAUUUUAUGAAAAGAGUCUGAAUUUUACUCGACUAAAGUCACAAUUUUUUAAGAAAACUUUAACAAUUUGGCAAUAUUAUAAUAAUAAUCUGAGUUUUACUUGGCAAAAUGAUGACAAGAGUCAUAAUUUUACUCAAAAAAUGUCACUAUUUUACAAGAACAACAAAAAAAAUUGGCAAUAUUGUGAUAAAGUCAGAAUUUUGUAUGACAAAUGUCACCAUUUUACAUUAAAAAGUUAUAAUUUUACAUUAAAAUGUCAUAAUUUUGCGCAAUUUUUUGAAAAGAGUCGUAAUUUUACUCGACCAAAGUCACAAUUUUAUAAGAAAACUUUAAAAUGUUGGUAAUAUUAUAACAAUAAUCGGAAUUUUACUUGGCAAAAUGAUGACAAAAGUCAUAAUUUUACUAAAAAAAUGUCACUAUUUUAUAAGAACAACAAAAAAAAUUGGCAAUAUUGUGAUAAAAGUCAGAAUUUUGUAUGACAAAUGUCACCAUUUUGCAUUGAAAAGUCAUAAUUUUACAUAAAAAAAGUCAUUUUGGGCAAUUUUAUGAAAAGAGUCGGAAUUUUACUCGACAAAAGUCACAAUUUUUUAAGAAAACUAACAAUUUGGCAAUAUUAUAAUAAUAAUCGGAAUUUUACUUGGCAAAAUGAUGACAAAAGUCAUAAUUUUACUCAAAAAAUGUCACUAUUUUACAAGAACACCAAAAAAAUUUGGCAAUAUUGUGAUGAAAGUCAGAAUUUGAUACGACAAAUGUCACCAUUUUGCAUUAAAAAGUAAUCAUUUUACAUAAAAAAAUCAUAAUUUUGGGCAAUUUUAUGAAAACAGUCGAAAUUUUACUCGACCACAGUCACAAUUUUAUAAGAAAACUUUAAAAUGUUGGCAAUAUUAUAAUAAUAAUCGGAAUUUUACUUUGCAAAAUUAUGACAAAAGUCAUCAUUUUACUCAAAAGUCACUUUUUUUUUACAAGAACAACCAAAAAAAUUGUCAAUAUUGUGAUAAAAGUGAAUUUUAUAUGACAAAUGUCACCAUUUUGCAUUAAAAAGUAAUAAUUUUACAUUAAAAAAGUCAUAAAUUUACAGUUAUCAUUUUACGAGAAUAUAUUGCAAUAUUACAGAAACAGAAUAUGAGAAAUUGUUCCCAAUUUUAUAAGAAAAAAGUCGACAGAUUGUGACAAAAAGACUGCUUUUAUUUAUUAAAUGUUUUGUUUGUAAUUGUUUUUUAAUCUUCAUUAUUUACUUCAAGUUAUUACAGUAUGUCUUUAUUUACAUAUUUAUUUGAUUUCUUAAGUAAUUUUGGCCAAAGGGGGCGCAUUUCAACUUGUUAUUUCAUUUGUUGGCCAGAAGGGGGGUGCACUUCAAAUUUUUACACACACUUGUUAUUUCAUAUGUUGACCAGAGUGGUCCCUCCUUUUUGGGACCACCAGGGGGUGCAAAUGAGACAUUGUCUAUUAGAUGCAAUGUUAUCGGGACCAUGAUUUAUGUCCUCACUUGUUCACACCUCAUAUGGAAGCUACUUUCCCUUGUUGAUGUCUCAAGAAGGGUAGAAAUACAAGAACACACACACACACACUCGACGGUAGCAUCAGCAGCGUCCUCUCCCGUCUUGUAGGAGUUUAUCCUCUGUGGAAAAGAAGGCCUGUUCACAGCUCCAACAGCAAACACAGCAGCCUUACUUACAAAGUGCGGCUCAGGGGCAUUUCCAGGACCCGCUCGUUUUUUUAUUCGCCCUUCAAAAAAUUAAUGUAAUGAUCAUUUAGCUUUGAGCUACAACACAAAGCUAAAAUGUGGAUGUUUUGUUCCGAUAGCUUAGCAUAUACUGUAUAUAUAUAUAUACGUCGUUUUGAUUGAAACGCUCAUUUCACGCACAAAAUGUAUCAAGGUGGACCCCCCGGCUUGGUUGGGACACCCCUGGCUUCUUGUUUAUUCCGCUUUGGUUUCGAGGAACAACUAAAAAGGGAUUUGAAGCGAUAUUUAUCGUGGCCUCAGCAACACGUAGCGCAUUUUUAUUCCCUGCAUGACGACCCUCCAAACACCCGGCGAUCUGAUGCACGAGUCGACUAAAUUGCAUGGCCUUAUUUAAACUUUUUUUUAUUUUUGUUUGCGAUCGAUUUCUCCCGAGUUUAUUUUUGUAUGUAAAGAAGGGGGAAAAAAAGAUAAGAAAAAACUGAAACUUAGAAGUGUCUUUGCAUAACAAUAAUCCACAAUAUGACAGCGAAAACACACAUUCUUGUAUUUCUUACCUUCUGGAGACCUCCGAAAUACGCCUCCCUCUUUAGGACCAGCCUUUCUAGAUAUAUAAAGAUGUGUAUUUACAACAUUAAUAAUAUAUACAUACUAUGCAAAUAUAAAAAAAAGGUUGUUGUGAAAAAUUAGUUGGAAUUUCACAAGAAAAACGUAGAAUUUUGGCAGUAUUAUAAUAAAAGUCGUAAUUUUACUCAACACAAGUCAAAAUGUUACAAGAAAAACUGAACAUUUGUGCAAUUUUAUGAUAAAAGUUGGGAUUUUACUCAAUAACAGUCGCAAUUUUACAAGAAAAGCUGAAAAUUUGGGCAAUUCUAUGAAAAGAGUCGUAAUUUUACUCGACAAAAUUCACAAUUUUAUAAUAAAAGUCAUAAUUUUACUAAAAGCAAGUCAAAAUUUUACAAGAAAAACUGAACAUUUGUGCAACGCUAUAAUAAAAGUUGGAACUUUACUCAAUAACAGUCGCAAUUUUACAAGAAAAGCUGAAAAUUUGGGCAAUUUUAUGAAAAGAGUCGUAAUUUUACUCGACAAAAGUCACAAUUUUAUAAGAAAACUUAACAUUUUUGGCAACUUUAUGAAAAGACUCGCAAUUUUAUAAGAACACUUUAAAAUGUUGGCAAUAUUAUAAUAAUAAUCGGAAUUCUACAUGGCAAAAUUAUGACAAAAGUCAUAAUUUACUCAAAAAAUGUCACUUUUUUACAAGAACAACAAAAAAAUUGGCAAUAUUGUGAUAAAAUUCAGAUUUUUAUACGACAAAUGUCACCAUUUUUGCAUUAAAAAGUAAUAAUUUUACGAGAAAAUAUUGCAAUAUUACAGAAACAGAACAAAUAUGAGAAAUGGUCCCCAAUUUUAUAAGAAAAAAAAGACUGAUUUUAGUUAUUUUUUGUUUGUAAUUAGUUUUGAAUCUUCCUUAUUUACUUCUAGUUAUUACAGUAUGUCUCUAUAUACAUAUAUAUUCAUUUAUUUUUAAUACAUUUUGGCCAGAGGGGGCACAUAUAAUAAUAAUAAUCAGAAUUUUACUUGGCAAAAUGAUGACGAAAGUCAUAAUUUUACUCAAAAAAGUCACUAUUUUACAAGAACAACAAUAAAAUUGUCAAUAUUGUGAUAAAAGUCAGAAUUUUAUAUGACAAAUGUCAACGUUUUUGCAUUAAAAAGUAAUAAUUUUACAUUAUAAAAUUAAUUAUUUUACAAGAAAAUAUUGCAAUAUUACAGAAACAGAAAGAACACGAGAAAUUGUCCCCAAUUUUAUAAGAAAAAAGUCGACACAUUGUGGAAAAAAAGACUGCUUUUAUUUAUUUUUUGUUUGUAAUUAGUUUUGAAUCUUCGUUAUUUACUUCAAGUUAUUACAGUAUGUCUCUAUAUACAUAUCUAUUCAUUUAUUUUUAAUACAUUUUGGCCAAAGGGGGCGCAUUUCAAUUUCUCACACACACUUAUUUCAUAUGUUGACCAGAGGGGGAGCACUUUUAAAAGCGACACACAGUCAAUGUGAAAAAUCCCUCCUUUUUGGGACCACCCUCAUUUUGAUAGAUUUCACCACCAGGGGGUGCAAAUGAGACACUCUCUAUUAAACGCCUCCCUCUUUAGGACCAGCCUUUCUAGAUAUAUAAAGAUGUGUAUUUACAACAUUAAUAAUAUAUACAUACUAUGCAAAUAUAAAAAAAGCUUGUUGUGAAAAAUGAGUUGGAAUUUCACAAGAAAAAGGUCACAAUUUCACAAGAAAAACGUAGAAUUUUGGCAGUAUUAUAAUAAAAGUCGUCAUUUUACUCAACACGAGUUAAAAUUUUACAAGAAAAACUGAACAUUUGUGCAAUAUUAUGAUAAAAGUUGGAAUUUUACUCAAUAACAGUCGCAGUUUUACAAGAAAAGCUGAAAAUUUGGGCAAUUUUAUGAAGAGUCGUAAUUUUACUCGACAAAAGUCACAAUUUUAUAAGAAAACUUAACAUUUUUGGCAAUAUUAUAAUAAUAAUCAGAAUUUUACUUGAUUAAAAUUAUGACUUUUGUCAUAAUUUUGCCAACGCAAGUCCAAGUUUCGAAAUAAAAACAUAGAAUUUUACAAGAAAAGCUUAAAAUGUUGGCAAUUUUAUGAAAAGAGUCGUAAUUUUACUCGACAAAAGUCGCAAUUUUAUAAGAGAACUUUAAAAUGUUGGCAAUAUUAUAAUAAAAAUCGGAAUUUUACACAGCAAAAUUAUGACAAAAGUCAUAAUUUUCCUCCAAAAAUGUCACUAUUUUACAAGAACAACAAAAAAUGUUGGCAAUAUUGUGAUGAAACUCAGAAUUUUAUAUGACAAAUGUCACCAUUUUGCAUUAAAAAGUAAUAAUUUUACAUAAAAUAAUAAUUUUACGAAAAAAUAUUGCAAUAUUACAGAAAGAUAAUGAGAAAUUGUACCCAAUUUUAUAAGGGAAAAGUCGACACAUUGUGAAAAAAAGACUGCUUUUAGUCAUUUUUUGUUUGUAAUUACUUUUUAAUCUUCGUUAUUUACUUAUAUUAUAUUUAUUCAUUUAUUUUUUAUACAUUUUGGCCAAAGGGGGCGCAUUUCAAUUUCUCACACACACUUGUUAUUUCAUAUGUUGACCAGAGGGUGAGCACUUUUAAAAGCGACACACAGUCAAUGUGAAAAAUCCCUCCUUUUUGGGACCACCCUCAUUUUGAUAGAUUUCACCACCAGGGGGUGCAAAUGAGACAUUCUCUAUUAAAUGCCUCCCUCUUUAGGACCAGCCUUUCUAGAUAUAUAAAGAUGUGUAUUUACAACAUUAAUAAUAUAUACAUACUAUGCAAAUAUAAAAAAGCUUGUUGUGAAAAAUUAGUCGGAAUUUCACAAGAAAAAGGUCACAAUUUCACAAGAAAAACGUAGAAUUUUGCCAGUAUUAUAAUAAAAGUCGUCAUUUUACUCAACACAAGUCAAAAUUUUACAAGAAAAACUGAACAUUUGUGCAAUAUUAUGAUACAAGUUGGAAUUUUACUCAAUGACAGUCGCAAUUUUACAAGAAAAGCUGAGAAUUUGGGCAAUUUUAUGAAAAGAGUCGUAAUUUUACAAGAACAUUUUAAAUUUUUGGCAAUAUUAUAAUAAUAAUCAGAAUUUUACUUGAGUAAAAUUAUGACUUUUGCCAUAAUUUUGCCAACGCAAGUCCAAGUUUCAAAAUAAAAACAUAGAAUGUUGGCAGCAUUAUAAUAAAAGUCAUAAUUUUACUAAAAGCAAGUCAAAAUUUUACAAGAAAAACUGGACCUUUGUGCAAUGUUAUGAUAAAAGUUGGAAUUUUACUCAAUAACAGUCGCAAUUUUACAAGAAAAGCUUAAAAUGUCGGCAACUUUAUGAAAAGAGUCGUAAGUUUACUCGACAAAAUUCACAAUUUUAUAAUAAAAGUCAUAAUUUUACUAAAAGCAAGUCAAAAUUUUACAAGAAAAACUGAACAUUUGUGCAACGUUAUAAUAAAAGUUGGAAUUUUACUCAAUAACAGUCGCAAUUUUACAAGAAAAGCUGAAAAUUUGGGCAACUUUAUGAAAAGAGUCGCAAUUUUAUAAGAAAACUUUAAAAUGUUGGCAAUAUUAUAAUAAUAAUCUGAAUUUUACAUGGCAAAAUGAUGACAAAAGUCAUAAUUUACUCAAAAAAUGUCACUUUUUUACAAGAACAACAAAAAAAUUGGCAAUAUUGUGAUAAAAUUCUGAAUUUUAUACGACAAAUGUCGCCAUUUUUGCAUUAAAAAGUAAUAAUUUUACGAGAAAAUAUUGCAAUAUUACAGAAACAGAACGAAUAUGAGAAAUGGUCCCCAAUUUUAUAAGAAAAAAAAAGACUGCUUUUAGUUAUUUUUUGUUUGUAAUUAGUUUUGAAUCUUCGUUAUUUACUUCUAGUUAUUACAGUAUGUCUCUAUAUACAUAUAUAUUCAUUUAUUUUUAAUACAUUUUGGCCAGAGGGGGCACAUAUAAUAAUAACAAUCAGAAUUUUACUUGGCAAAAUGAUGACGAAAGCCAUAAUUUUACUCAAAAAUGUCACUAUUUUACAAGAACAAUAAAAUUGGCAAUAUUGUGAUAAGUCAGAAUUUUAUAUGACAAAUGUCACCAUUUUUGCAUUAAAAAGUAAUAAUUUUACAUAAAAAAGUAAUAAUUUUACAAGAAAAUAUUGCAAUAUUACAGAAACAGAAAUAAUGACAAAUUGUCCCCAAUUUUAUAAGAAAAAUGUUGACACAUUGUGGAAAAAAAGACUGCUUUUAUUUAUUUUUUGUUUUGUAAUUAGUUUUGAAUCUUCGUUAUUUACUUCUAGUUAUUACAAUAUGUCUCUAUAUACAAUUAUAUUAAUUUAUUUUUGAUACAUUUUGGCCAGAGGGGGCGCAUUUCAAUUCCUCACACACACUUGUUAUUUCAUAUGUUGACCAUGUGAAAAAUCCCUCCUUUUUGGGACCACCCUCAUUUUCACCACCGGGGGGUGCAAAUGAGACAUUGUCUAUUAGAUGCAAUGUUAUUGGGACCAUGAUUUAUGUCCUCACCUCCUCACAUGGAAGAUACUUUUCCUUGUCUCAAGAAGGCUAGAAAUACAAGAACGCGGUCAAUCAGCCAUGUCAUUAUCAGUUAAUCCCGGGUUAGUUUAUGAUCAAAAAGUACUUUACUGGUUUUGUGAUACUCACACGGAUGAAAUGUUGAGUUAAAUAGGCGUUGAUGUUGGUUUUCUUUCCGGAAUAUGUGCUGGGACACAUCUUUACUUCACCACACGACAUACUUCCUGUGAGUAGAUACUACUUUCUUCAUCAAGUGGAAGCCAAAGCGCAUUAAAUUCACCCAAGCAGGUUUUCCUCCGGGCCAGAGUCCGAGGUCAGGUGUAUGUUUAUGUUCACGUUACGGCUUCAAACAACGACACUAAUAUGAAAUGGCACAGGGGUGUUGUGUGUAUAUAAGUCAGGGGCUAGGUGGGUUUCUUUAUUUAUUUAUUAUUUUCUAUUUAUUUCUAUUGAGUGUCAACGUUUUGAGUUAUUUCCCGCUUAUGCCUAACAUGCGUCGUAACAGGAAGGAACAAUCAUAAUUGUAAUUGUCUCGCCAGGUUAGUUUCACACCAUGGAAGUGUUUAUUUAUUUUGCUCCUCGUUUUGAGUUGCGCGUGACCUAACUUAUUACCCGCCGCCACCACUUUAGGCGCGUUGUGGUGUAGACUGAGCGGCGAAGACCCUCUAGGAUCCCUACUUGCAUGUGUCCUUGCUAUGCAUUUAUGUGGCUUACCAGUUAGACCGAGCAGUUUUGUAUUUUUUUAUACAUCAUGUACUUUUUUUACUUGUCCCUUUUAAUAAAAGUACUUUUGUGAGUUUUACGGACAUACAUACUGUGUGAGUUUGUCUCAACAAUGACACAAAAUAUGUAGGGAUGUCCGAUAAUAUCGGCCUGCCGGAAAAAAAACCCCCAAAAAACCCGAUACAGAUAAUAAAAAAAACGAUACCGAUAAUUUCCGAUAUUACAUUUUAACGCAUUUAUCGG
This is a messenger RNA of Entelurus aequoreus (snake pipefish), 10606 nucleotides long. RefSeq names its product SIN3-HDAC complex-associated factor-like. The record is from RefSeq and is a predicted model, not a curated record. Gene Ontology annotation, biological process: negative regulation of cell migration. NCBI's taxonomy places the organism in Eukaryota, Metazoa, Chordata, Actinopteri, Syngnathiformes, Syngnathidae.